Molecule: messenger RNA, 1845 nt
Organism: Lontra canadensis (Northern American river otter)
Lineage: Eukaryota; Metazoa; Chordata; Mammalia; Carnivora; Mustelidae
Gene: AADACL3
Product: arylacetamide deacetylase like 3
Exons: 4
Coding region: 23-1243 (406 amino acids)
Cellular component (GO): membrane
Molecular function (GO): carboxylic ester hydrolase activity
Source: RefSeq, a predicted model, not a curated record
CUUCCGUGUUGAAAACAGCACGAUGGCAGUCCCGGUCCUGCUUCUUCUCCAGGCGGCCUGCGUGUUCUCCAUGGGGGUUGGGCUGUGGGUUGUCUGCAACCAUUUCCUCACUGCGGAAAUCCCUGCUGCCAUCGGCCACCCCAUGAAACUGCGGGUCCUGCACUGUAUUUUCGAGCUGUUGGUGACGUGGGGGAUGAUUUUUGAGAGACUGAGAAUCUGCUCUAUGCCUCAGUUUGUCCGUUUCGUGCAUGAUCUAGUGCCACUCAAGGAGGAUCCGGAUGUCAUGGUCACAGAUCUGUACUACGGGACGAUCCCUGUGAAGCUGUACCAGCCCAAGGUGUCUUCCUGCACCCUCAGGCCUGGCAUCGUGUUCUACCACGGCGGCGGGAUAGUCAUGGGGAGCCUGAGAACCCACUAUGCCAUAUGCUGUCGUUUGUCCAAGGAAAGUGACUCAGUGGUUCUAGCAGUUGGAUACCGCAAGUUGCCCCACCAUAAGUUCCCUGUGGCGCUAAGAGACUGCAUUGCAGCUACGACCCACUUCCUAAAGUCCCUGAACACGUACGGGGUGGACCCAGAUCGGGUCGUGCUCUGUGGGGACAGUGUGGGAGGGGGGAUGGCAACGGCAAUCUGUCAAAGAUUUUUGGGCUGUCCAGAUCUCCCCAAGAUCCGUGCUCAGAUCCUGAUCUACGCCAGUCUCCAGGCUGUGCAUUUCCAGUUCCCCUCCCAUCAGCAGAACAAGAAUGUCCCCAUGGCCAGCCAAGACUUUGCCUUCUACUGUUGGAGUGCUUUCCUGGACAUCAACCCCUCCUGGAAAAACACUAUCCUGAAAGGCGCCCAUUUGCCUGCUGAAUUCUGGGAAAAAUAUAGAAAGUGGUUGGGUGCAGAAAACAUCCCAGAGAGAUUUAAGAAGGGAACCUAUCAGCCGACCUCGGUGCCCUUGAAUGAGGCUGCCUAUCUGGAGACAAGCCUCGUGCUGGAUUUCAUGAACUCACCCCUGAUUGCAGAAGAUGAAGUCGUGUCCCAGCUCCCCGAAACAUUCAUUGUGAGCUGUGAGUUUGACUUUCUCCGGGAUGACUCGCUGUUGUACAAGAAGCGGCUGGAGGACCUGGGAGUCCCAGUGACUUGGCACCACAUGGAGGAUGGUUUCCAUGGAGUGCUUAGUACCUUAGAUAUGGGCUGUUUGCACUUUCCCUGCUCCACAAGGAUUCUGGACACCAUGGUUCAUUUUCUAAAGGGGUUGUGACCAUUUUUCAUCCCAAGACUAAUGCAUUCCACCACCAUCUGGUUUCCCAGCAGGGCUCUCUGUUGUGAUGGAGGUGAUGUUGAGUGGGGCUAGGGAGGGGGUCAAGGUUGCCAUGUCCUUCUUGCUCCAGGUUCCAGAAAUGUAGAAUGCAAGCUUCUGAUGUCUGGAGGGAGAGCAGUAGGAGAGACAGGUUUGGGGGGAAGGUGGCGCUCUGUUCCUGUUCACCAUUGGGAAAACAUGAGCUGAUGAUCUGCAGCAGUCAUCUGAGAGUGAAUGGUCAUGUGAAGGUUGCCUCUGGCUUCCCUGAGGGAGAGUUCAGGCUGGUCUAGGCUGUGGGUAGCAGGAAUGUCCACUUGGCUGGCCUUGGAAUGAAAGAGGGACACAUUCUGUGCAAUCCCAUGGGCUCUCAAAUCUAGCUCAAAGGAUGGGGCUCUGCUGUUCCAGACUGUUGGGUGGAGGUGGAGAACCUGUUGUCCUUCUCCUCUGGGUACACAGUGACAUUUUCCCCUCUGUUCCUCUGCCUCUGAACUCAGAGUUUCAACUCUCUGGACUGGAAGAGUUAGGACAGAGUGGAUAGGUUUUCUGUAGUGGUUGGAACCUCG